AAUCGCAGUCUAGAAUACAGCUCACAGCGAGGGCUCUGGGCAGUGGGUUCUGGAGCCUGGCCCUGGGCUACUUUUUCUUAAUUCAUAUUAACUCCCCUCCCCUCUCUCUGGCGCAAAGAAUUCCCUGAAAGCGAAACCCCACCCACAAUCCCGUCGGUUAUUUGUUUUUGAGUAAAUUUCCGGUCAGGUUUAUGUCCAAAAACCUAACCAGCGCAGAAGAAGAACGCUGGCGACAGGCAGAUAGAUCGAAUCGAACUUUAACAGUUUCCUCAAUCUCUUUACUAUCGCUUGUCAAAUGGCUUCCACGGAAGGUCUGGUUCCCAUAACUAGGGCAUUUCUGGCUUCUUACUACGACAAGUAUCACUUCCCUCCCCUAUCCGACGAUGUUACUCGUCUUUCGACUCAAAUUCGUUUAAUGACGAACGAUUUGUCAAAGGACAUUCCCCUGACAGAAGGAGAAAGUUUGUUGGUGCAUGAAGCAGAACGCCAACCUCCCCACAAAAUUGAUGAAAACAUGUGGAAGAACCGUGAACAAAUUGAAGAAAUUAUUUUCCUGGUAGACAACUCUCAUUGGCCAAAAGUGCUUCAACAGCAAUCAAGUAGUGAAGAUGUGGAGCUUGCUUCUGUUUUUGGGCAGUUAAAAGACAAGUUUCAGAACACUUUGAAGUUGUUAGAGUUUUUUCAAUCCAGGAAUUCAGAAUAUAUAUUCAACACGGUAAUGACUUACAUGCCGCAAGAUUUUCGAGGGACAUUGAUUAGACAACAAAGAGAGCGUUCGGAGAGGAAUAAACAAGCUGAAGUUGAUGCACUAGUUAGUUCAGGUGGAAGUAUACAAGACCGAUAUGCUCUGCUAUGGAAACAACAAAUGGAGAGGAGGAGACAGUUAGCUGAGCUUGGUUCUGCUACAGGUGUAUAUAAGACACUUGUGAAGUAUUUGGUGGGAGUACCACAGGUUCUACUGGAUUUCAUUCGACAAAUUAAUGAUGAUGAAGGGCCCAUGGAAGAGCAACGACAACGCUAUGGACCUCCUUUGUACAGUCUUACAACAAUGGUUCUUAAAAUCAGAGUUUUCCUUUCUCUUUUGUUGGGGCGACUUGAAGCUGGAAAACCACAGCAACAUCAAAUAGCGGUUUUGUUGGAAGCAGUUGACAUAUAUACCUGUGAAUUUGAAAGAUUCGUCAAAUUUAUCAGUGAGGUGCUUUCAAAUUCUCCAUUCUUCAUUACAGCAGAGGUUGCUGGUGCUGUGGAAGGAAGGAAAAAUGAAGACUUCAAAGAAAUAAGCAUUCCUGCUGGGAAAACUCAUGAGGUUUCGUUAACUGUGGAAUCUAUAAACUCAUAUAUUGCCUGGGAUUUCUGCUUGUUACAAGGGAAGAUGAACAUGGAUAUUGGAUUUAGCUUGGAGUACAUGGAUUCUUUGGGGCAGAAAACAGUAGGUUCCCUUCAAGAAACUCUUAUCCUGCCUUAUAGGCGCUAUGAAUCCGACCAAGGCAACUUUUGUGCAUGCAUGGCUGGAAAUUACAGACUCAUUUGGGACAAUUCAUAUUCGGCUUUUUUUAAAAAGGUCUUGCGUUACAAGGUAGACUGCAUACCUCCAGUUGCGGAGCCAGUGGAUGCAGCAGUCGAGGGAGAAGAGGAAAAAAUCCAUGUGUCACUGUAACAUUCAUUUGUAUUGGUUACGUUGUUAAUUUUCCUUUCAUCUCAUGGGUUUGAUGAUCUCCCCGCAGUUUACUGUUAGACUUGCCAGAGUGAUGAAGAUUUUCACCUGCGUAUAAAAAGAGAAAAGAAUCUUGUAUUGAUGGCUGUAUAUUGUAGUAACCGAACUAAAAAGAUUUUAACGCAAACAGGUCUACCAUCGAUGGCAGUUAGAAUAAGGUGUGAAGUCUCUCUCUCUCUCUCUCAUUUGGGAGUAGCCGAUUUUGAUGUUGGUUGCUGAUUACUUGGUGAUUGGCAACAGGGGAGGUGGGGCGCAGUGAUCCAGGUGGUUUUGAUAGUGGGUUCCAUUAGUUGUAUGUAUGUUUGAUUGGUAGGGACGGUGGUGGAACCAACCUGUUAUUUGUAUUAAGGUGUGUUGGUCCUUUGAUCACUUCACCCUGUUUUAUUAAAAUUAUCAGCUCAUUCACAGUU
This is a messenger RNA of Diospyros lotus (date-plum), 2124 nucleotides long. RefSeq lists its product as uncharacterized. The record is from RefSeq and is a predicted model, not a curated record. The transcript is spliced from 15 exons. Lineage: Eukaryota; Viridiplantae; Streptophyta; Magnoliopsida; Ericales; Ebenaceae. The coding region runs from base 296 to 1657 and encodes 453 amino acids.